GCCGUCGUAGUUGUCUGUCAUUCAGAUGUAUACCCGGAUUAUGUGAUGGUGAGAAACGUGUGGCGACUGCGAGUGGCAAUCGCUGCCGAUCGGUCAGAGUGAUUAUAACGCGAAUGAAAUCAACGUGACGUGUAAUGCUGUAAAGGAUGAUUUUCUAGUGGGUGGUUGCAAUCGCAGUGUCAACUAGAGUGACCACACGGAUGACCAGCUGACAAUGUUUUGUCAUUAGCAUAAUUUAGUGUCUAGCGGGUAGUCCGGGUAAAUCAAGAAUGUUUAAAGCUGAGGAACCAUCCAGAGACAGCUUCCUUCAGCAAAUGAAGGCCGCUAGGGAAGAAAGGGCCCAUGAGAAAGACAGAGAAGCUGCUGUCAUUUUAAUUCAGGCUUAUGUUAGGGGAUGGUUGACCCGUAAAAGAAUAUUGGAAGAAUUUGAUACGAAUUUUCUGAAUGAUGGUGGUACAGAAACAAAUAUAAAGUUAAAACCUGCUUUGGACGUGUAUAGGAUUAUUUUUAAAUUUUUGUACAUAUAUAAGAAAGAAAAGGUUCAAGAAAGAAUAGAAAAGCUAUGUAGAUAUUUAGUAUUGACUCUAGAUUCUGAGUCUCCAGAAAUUUCUUAUGUAGGACUUGUAUUAAACAAAGAUCGCUACAUAUCAUGGAUAUCACAGAUGAAAACAAUAUUACUUUAUUGUUUGACUGGUUUAGAUAAUCUUAAACCAGAAAGAGUGUCUGACCAUAAAUCCAUCCAUUUGAGAUUACAUACAUUAGUUAGUUUUACAUCACCAGGAACAUGGGCAAUUCAGAAAGUAGAAGGAAUGGAAAAACUCAAAGCUGGUAUGAAUCAGCUUUGUGCAAAUAUAAUGGGCCACCUAGUCAACAAUGGGUUUUAUCCCAUUAUGCAAGCGUUUCUAGUAAAAGGAUUGGGUAGAGUGGAAAUUGCUUUAAAACCAAUUGCACUUUCAGCAGCAGUUACAUUAGCACUGAGACCAUUAAUCUCCUCCCAGAUGUCAGAUAAAUUGGUUUCAUUGUUUUUAAUUAAUAUUUUUAGCGUACCUGCAUUGGUCUAUCAUCUGAAUAGUAUAUCAUCAGUAUGUAUUACAUCAUUUAUUACAAACAAUUUAUUUGCAAGGAGCCUGGAAUUAUUGAAUUCGGAGCAAAAUUUACGAAUAGUAUUUAAUGCUCUGGAAGGCAGUUAUGCACUGUGUUUGUUGGCCAAUUUAAUACAGUUGGCUAAUAUUGAAAGAGAUGAAGUGUUAAAAGAAUUGUACUUUCCAUCUUUUACGUUUGUUGUAACAAAAAUGUUGGAAGCAUGUCAGCAAUAUGUAGUUGCAAAACAAAGUAAUUUAACUCACUGGCAUCCUAUUCUUGGUUGGCUUGCACAAAAGGUUGAUACAUAUUUACAAGAACCUAUUCCAUAUGUUAAAUCACAAUUAGCCUGUUUGUGGACAGGAAGAAUAGUUUCACAGUUGAUUGGCCAACCUUUAACAGAACUUAUUGAAAAAGAGAUACCCCCACCAGUAGAACAACAGAGUACAUCUGUUGGUACCAAUAUUUUCAGAAGAGCAUUUUUGGAAGCACGUACAAAUAGGAAUAAUAACACUAAAAAUUAUAGGAAAUUGGGAAGUGCAGAAACUACUAGAAUAGCUUUAAUUUGUUCCCUUUAUCAAAUUGCUUUACAUACACUUACACAAAUGAAAAUGGAAAUAUUGACUGGUUUAUGUUAUCAAGAUAAAAUUUUAUACCAUAUGUAUUUAUUCUUGGGAACACUGGGUCCACAUUGUGGUUUAAAAGCAUUUUUGGACCAUUUAGCUGCUAAUACAAAAUGUACAGCACCUGAAUUUCAAAUGUUAAUAUUAUUUUCUGAUUGUAUGACACAUUAUGUUACAAUUUUAGAUGAUAUGGAAAUGUAUGAACAACAAGAUCCGUUCAAACUUAGCGAUUUUGUAACAAUAUCAUACUUUUUAAACCAAUUUUUGUACAAGGCAGUGCUUAAUAAUUUGUUUGAUGUGAAAUCAGUUCCUAAUAAUCCCCUCUUCACCUCUCUUCACACACUUUUAAUGGCAAUUUACCGCCGGGAUUGUAGACGGACCUUUUGCCCGGAAGGCCACUGGUUGGCAAAGGAAGUUCGAGUGUCUGGUUUUCUAGCAGACCUGGAGAAAGGCAGGCGAGGUGCCGCUCUUCUCCUUUCUAAAAUGCCGCAUGUUAUUCCUCAUUCGGAGCGUGUUGUGCUGUUUCGUAAGCAUGUUGCUAACGAAAAAGCAGUUUUAGGUCUAACCGAAAGUGCUUGCAAUAGUACCCCAACAACGCUUAUUGUUGUUCACAGAACUCGUAUAGUGGAGGACGGAUAUCGUCAAUUGGCGAUGUUACCCUCUCAAGCGCUUAAAGGCGUAAUUAGAGUUCGUUUUGUAAACGAGCAAGGUUUAGCUGAAGCUGGUAUUGACCAAGAUGGAGUCUUUAAGGAAUUUUUAGAGGAGACAAUAAAAAAAGUUUUUGAUCCAUCUUUAAAUUUAUUUAAAGUCACUAGUGAAAAUCGACUUUAUCCAUCUCCAACAUCAUCUAUGCAAGAUAAUCAUUUGCAACUCUUUGAAUUUGUUGGUCGUAUGCUGGGUAAAGCGGUGUACGAGGGCAUUGUAGUAGACGUACCUUUUGCAUCUUUCUUCGUUUCCCAAUUUUCUGGGCAAACAGGAGGAGCAUUGUACAGUUGGCUGGACGAAUUGGCUUCUUUAGAUCGAGACUUAUAUCGGAGUCUUACUCUUGUGAAGCAUUAUAAAGGUGAUGUUAGACAGUUAGAAUUAACUUUCUCUCUUGAUGAAGACGUUUUAGGCAAAUUAGUUACGCACGAAUUGGUCCCCGGAGGACGAGCAGUGCCAGUCACUAAUGAAAAUAAAAUCAAUUAUAUACACUUAAUGGCCCAUUUUAGAAUGCACAUGCAAAUAAAGGAUCAAACAGCGGCAUUUAUCAAAGGGUUCCGUUCUAUAAUCAAUCCUGAAUGGUUGGCAUUGUUUUCAACUCCAGAAUUACAGAGAUUAAUUUCGGGUGAUAAUGUUCCACUAGAUUUACGAGAUUUACGAAGACAUACACAAUAUUAUGGUGGUUUUCACGAUAGUCAUCGUGUGGUGUGCUGGCUAUGGGAUAUUCUAGAGAAAGAUUUUUCUGAGGAAGAAAGAGGCUUAUUUUUGAAGUUUGUCACAAGUUGUUCGAAAUCACCAUUACUGGGUUUCGCACACUUAGAACCACCAUUUUCGAUUCGUUGCGUUGAAGUUGGCGAUGACGAGGAUACCGGUGACACAAUCGGUAGCGUAAUAAGAGGAUUUUUUACGAUUCGUAAGAAAGAUCCGCAGAAUCGUCUACCUACAUCGUCUACUUGCUUUAAUCUUCUUAAAUUACCAAAUUAUCAAAAGAAAAGUACCUUACGGGAGAAGUUACGUUACGCUGUCACUAGUAAUACGGGCUUCGAACUUUCAUAAUUUUCACCUGGUUUAAGGUAAUUUCAAUGCAUACUAUAUGCUCAAAUUACCUAACGAAAAUUUCUACGAAGUGAUUGAGUGGUGCCUAACCGCCGCGAACCAAAUUGUCAGGCGAGGUGUUUCUAGUAAUUAUGUCAGAGACUCUAGAUCGAAGAAAAGCAUAACUCGCAUUUAUAUUAUUUGUAAAACAAAAUUUCUAAAUGAAUUUAUUGAAACGAAAUUGAAGACACGCACAAAUUUUAUGAGAUGUUAUCCAUAUAAAGAAACAAAGUUAUCAUUUUGUUAUUUCUUCUUUUAUUGUAAGAAAUUUCUAACGUUCCUAUCGAUCGAUUUGACACGAGAUUAAUUUAUAGUUAUAAUAAAAAAUGAACUACCUUCUUGCUAUUUCUGAAAUUUUUAUGAGAUUUAUGUCUUCUGUCUUAUUUCGUAUACAAUCGUACUGUGUGUUGAACUUUCCUUGUUUUCACAGCACAUAUUCAAGUUUUGAAGUUUCAUUCUAUAAAACUUCUCGCCAAAUGGUAGAUUACUUAUGGUGUAAAGCACACUGUACCUCAUGAGCUUAAUAUUGCUAAUACUGUGCGCUUGUUAGUUUAUAGUAUCGUGAAUUAAUGUUAGUCUAUUAAAUCGAUAAAAUGCAUGACGCGAGUGUUGAAUCCGAGCCCAUCGGUGCCCGGUGAAUAAAUAUAGAGGGGAAAAAAGAAGAAAAAAAGAAAAGAUAGGAAAAGGAGGGGGGUCCGUAAAUUUCUAAAAUUGUCGAGUUAUUUGAAAGUCAAGGCUCCAUUUUGGGGAAAGCUAUUUUCGCAAGAUUUUGUACAAAUUUUUGACACGAUGUAUAAGAAGAUUUAUAUAAUCUUGUUUGGAAAUAUAUACGUGUAUAUAUUGUGUCCACGGGCGCUCAUGGGUUAAAAAUCCAUAACCGUUCGAGUGUUUAAGAUCGGUUUGUUCGGAUCGAACGAAGUUGUGAUGUUUGUUCUCCUACUUGAGCGUUUCGAGCUGAAUUUCCUGUAACUGCAGUUUGUCCGUGAUCUUCGAUGAGCCCGAACGGACGUGAGAAAAUGGAAAACGAGGGAGCAUCAGGACUGUGUUAUCCGCGAUAUAGCGAGGAAUACGAUAUUACAGCGAAAUUUAUUUUUCUCGUGGUUUACGCGUAACUUCGACGAAUGACUCGCGAUAUUGUCGGUGGAAAUUCGGUCAGACCAAAGAUAGAAGCCUAUUUAGUGUGAAGAAGAUAAUUCGAGAUGUAAUCUUUUCAUAUUUUCCUAUACGAGCGUAUGUAAGUUUUUCAGGCCUGUAUUCACCGAUUGUACCUAUGCUGUAGAGGAGUAAUAAAGAGCGAACAUUUUUUAAAGAGAUAGAACGAUAAGUUUACAGAGUAAAUUAGAUUAAAUCGUGUACCAACUAGUUUACUAACGUCCACAAUGUGAAUACUAGCUAACGAAUUAUUUUGAUUAUGUAUAGAAACGAGAAAACGCGGAACAUAAUAACUUUGGCUUUUGUUACUUUCCAUCAGAAUCGAUAACAGUUUCUCUUGUGAUGUUAAUUGUGAAUACAUGCCUUGCAAAUAUAUGUACAACUGAACAAAGUAGUAGAUGAUACUUUCCUUUAUGGGUAUACAUACUUAUCGUUGGAGCGAUACAUGUAUGUGAUAAAUGUGGAUAUGGAUACAAAUAUGGAGUAAAAUAUGAAAUAAAAUUGUUACGAUUGUAAGAUGAAACCGAUGGCUUUUUAUUCAAUAUCCGUUCUUGUUAACGCGGAUCAUUUUUCUAUUUUAGACAUCACGCUAAAGAAAGAAUACACAAACACGAUAUAAACGAGUUUUCCUUACAAUCGUAUCAAUAGCAAAAAAGCGCGCUUUGUAUAAUAUGGCUUGCUCGAGUUACUCGUACUUCUGUAACAUUUUUUAUAAAAGUGUAUACAUAUUGCGACGCAGUUGAGAGAACAACGGUGAAUUUGUUAAUUUAAUACAUUCGAUAAUAACUCACAAUGAUACUGUAAAUAUACACACUGAAUUACA
Molecule: messenger RNA, 5475 nt
Organism: Bombus pyrosoma
Lineage: Eukaryota; Metazoa; Arthropoda; Insecta; Hymenoptera; Apidae
Product: ubiquitin-protein ligase E3B
Exons: 16
Coding region: 270-3461 (1063 amino acids)
Biological process (GO): protein polyubiquitination; ubiquitin-dependent protein catabolic process
Molecular function (GO): ubiquitin protein ligase activity; protein binding
Source: RefSeq, a predicted model, not a curated record